Molecule: messenger RNA, 1068 nt
Organism: Bipolaris zeicola 26-R-13
Lineage: Eukaryota; Fungi; Ascomycota; Dothideomycetes; Pleosporales; Pleosporaceae
Exons: 1
Coding region: 1-1068 (355 amino acids)
Biological process (GO): mRNA splicing, via spliceosome
Cellular component (GO): U2-type spliceosomal complex; post-mRNA release spliceosomal complex
Source: RefSeq, a predicted model, not a curated record
AUGCAGGGCUUCAACAUGGGGCGGUAUUAUCCGCCAGAUGCCUCCAACCCGCCGAGCUUCAACAAUAACUCGCAUCCUCUCGGCAAACGUGCAAACAAGAUCUCCCAGGGCAUCCUCACUGUUCGCUUCGAGCUUCCCUUUGCCGUGUGGUGCGACCACUGCACCCCUCCAGCCAUCAUCGGCCAGGGCGUGCGUUUCAAUGCCGAAAAGAAGAAGGUAGGUAACUAUUACAGCACACCAAUAUGGAGUUUUCGUAUGAAGCACAGUGCCUGCGGUGGAUGGUGGGAGAUUCAGACCGAUCCAAAGAAUAGCGAGUACAAAGUCGUUGAAGGUGCGCGGCGGCGAGACUACGGACCGGGAGACAAAGGACCGGAAGCUGAGGGAGAGCUCAAAUUCUUAACCGAUGAAGAACGCCAGAGACGGAGGGAAGAUGCUUUUGCGAGCCUUGAGGGAAAGCUAGAAGAUAAGAACGCGGAAAAGAAACAUAAAGAAAGGGUGGAGGAGCUCUACGAUCAAAGCGAAGUCUGGCGAGACCCAUACGACGUGAACGCACGACUCAGGAAAGAUUUCCGUGUGAAGAGAAAGGUCUGGAAGAAGGAAGAGAUGCAAAAAGAGGGUAUACAAGCAAAGUUUAGCCUUGGACUGGAUAUUGCGGACGAGACAGAGGCAGACCGGACGCGUGCCGGCUUAGUCGAUUUUGGUGCAAGCGCUUCGGGCGACCGAGAACUCGAGCAACAGUCGUGGAAGCCGAUUUUCGAGGAGAAAGAUACUACAAAGACUGUUAAGCCUGUUACAAAGACGAGAAAGCUGAAGACAGAGCUGGCAGCAGAGAAAAGUCGACAGGGAUUGCAACAAACGCUUAUUGGCAACACGCGAGCAGCAAUCGACCCUUUUCUAUUAAAAGACAGCGGACAGGUGUCGAGAAUUAAUCUGGGCAUUUUGAAGAGGAAGCGAGAUCCCCCAGCUGAAGAAGAAGUCUCUACACCAUUGCCGGUGGAAACUGGUGAUGCGACACCGGCCAAGAAACCUGCUUUGCUAUCAGCACUAGUAGGCUAUGACUCGGAUUGA